This is a messenger RNA of Melanotaenia boesemani (Boeseman's rainbowfish), 600 nucleotides long. RefSeq names its product apolipoprotein D-like. The record is from RefSeq and is a predicted model, not a curated record. Gene Ontology annotation, biological process: tissue regeneration; brain development; lipid transport. The transcript has 5 exons. Gene Ontology annotation, molecular function: lipid binding. The coding region runs from base 52 to 600 and encodes 182 amino acids. NCBI's taxonomy places the organism in Eukaryota, Metazoa, Chordata, Actinopteri, Atheriniformes, Melanotaeniidae.
UGCUGGAUUUUUGAGUCAACCUCAGGCCUGAAAUCUUCACACAACUCAGCCAUGAACUCUGCCGUCUACUUCCUCCUCCUGAUGCUGCCUCUGAUCUCUGCUCAGAUCACUCAAUUGGGUCCCUGUCCCACUCCAAGUGUACAGCCCAACUUCAAACUUGACAAGUACCUUGGAACGUGGUAUGAGAUCGAGAAGAUACCUGCCUACUUUGCUCAAGGAAAGUGUAAUGAGGUAGACUAUUCACUGAGGAAAGAUGGUACCAUCAAGGUGGUGAACACUCAGAUGUUUCAAAACAAAUUGAGGUCUGUUGAAGGGACAGCUGUGAUUCGGAACAAAAAGCACCCAGCCAAACUUGGAAUCCGUUACUCAUAUUUUGCUCCCUUCCACCCGUACUGGAUUAUAAGCACUGACUACACUAAUGUGGCCCUCGUGUUCUCCUGUACAAGCAUCUUGAACCUGUUCAACUACCAAAAUGUUUGGAUUCUUGGACGGUCACGAACCCUGCCUGCAAUGACAGUAAAUAAUGCCAAAAAACUGCUGCAGAAAAAAGGAAUCAAUGUUUCCAAGAUGAGCGCCGUGGAUCAGAGCUGUACCCCUUAA